GCUUGUCGAGAUGGGGUUAAAAACUAACGCUAAUCCAGAAUGCGUUGAAUGAAUUGAAAGUCGUUUGAGUUUAGUUAUUAUGAUAAUAACCGUUUGAUGGAUAUUAUUAAUAAAGACUUUGCGGACCAGUCCUGGGAUGAGAGUAUGUUAAUUAAAUCCUAUGACGAAUGUGUAAAACUUGGUAGCGAAGAUGUAGCAAAAUACAUAUCUAGUAACACCAAUAACGGGGCAACAAAAAUGUUGAAAACUGAACAAAAUCAUUUAACAGAGUUUAAUGUGGGUGACUACGUUAGAUCUACUUACCACGAUGAUGGUUGUGAUUAUGAAGCGAAAAUAUUAUCGAAGGACGGAUCUAAUGAUACAUGCUUGGUGAAAUAUAUUGGGUAUGAUAAUGAAGAAAUAGUUCAUCUAAAGGAUUUGUUACCGUCUUGGGGGAAAAAGGCACGUCGUUUGCAGUUUCAACAGGCGAACGCGAGGGAACGGAAAGAUAUUGGUAGUACUGUUAAUAGCAGUAAAAAAAUGUUAACUGAUAAGUUACCUCCUCCUCCUCCUUUACCGCCUAUGCUUUCACAAAAUAUUAGUGAUUCGGAACAUUUAUCAGCUAUGUUAAUGUCCUGGUACAUGAGUGGUUAUUAUACUGGUAUAUAUGAAGGCAUUAAAUUAGCAAAAGAUAAAAACAAAUGAGUCUGAUUAGACCAUUAAUUAAAUUCCUAUAAUUAAAAAUUUUAUUAUAUUGAAAGAAUAUGUUUCACCUUUUCAUUGAAGUAACGACCUAUUCUGUAUUUUUAAUCAAAUCGUUAUGUAUGUAAGUACAUAUAUAAAUGUCAUGAAGACAAUGUAAACUAAAUAUAAAGAGAAUAAAUAAAGCAAUUCGUAACUAAGAUCAUAAGGAAA
Bactrocera latifrons is the source of this 894-nucleotide messenger RNA. It is a transcript of the gene Smn, whose product is annotated as survival motor neuron protein. Gene Ontology annotation, molecular function: RNA binding. Bases 97 to 684 code for a protein of 195 amino acids. Gene Ontology annotation, biological process: mRNA processing. Gene Ontology annotation, cellular component: nucleus; cytoplasm. The transcript has a single exon. The record is from RefSeq and is a predicted model, not a curated record. Lineage: Eukaryota; Metazoa; Arthropoda; Insecta; Diptera; Tephritidae.